GUCACCUUGUUAGAAUUUCAAACAGUCCCCCGCCAUGAUUGUUGUGUUUUUCAGGCUGUCCGUUGCGCAGUAAGUUUUUUACUGGAUGGCCAGACGAGCAAGUUUGUUUUCAUACGCGUUUUUUUAAAGAGCAAGAUACCUGAACAUGGAUUCUCGAUUUGCCCACUUGCGCCAGCGGGACACCAGCGUGUCAAUGCUGAGGGUCAAAAUGUCCCGCAGGAGAUCCCAGUCCCAGAAAGAGAACCGAGAUCGCGCUGUUAACACGCGCAGGCAGCUGGACAAGCUCCCAGAGCUGGAAAUGUCCUGCCUGGAUGCCUCCAUUGCAGUGUCCAACAUGUCAACCAUUCAGGAGAAGACAGUGAACAAGGGAAAAUCUGCUACAAACAUUGCUGGGGAAGAGAGGAUGAAACAGCUUGAGCGCUGGAAAGAGCGUAAGGCUCUUGAGAAGGAAAAGGAAAAGAGAGAAAAGGAGCGUAAAGGGGUAUUUAAGACUGGCAUGUAUCAUCCAAAGGACACCCUUAUCAUUGCCUCUCUGCCCGCAGUCCCAGCUGCCUCAACAAGAGCUAAAGAGAAAAAAGUGAACACAGCUCCAUCCCAGAGUGCCAGAGUGACUCGUUCAAUGAAACAGCAGCAGCCAGUGCAGAGGCCUCUGAAGAUGCAGGAUCCAAAUACUGUGGCAAAGAAAGCUCAACCUGCUGCGGAGAGAUCAACCAGGAGCCGGGCCGCUCCUGUCAAGCCUGCACCUGUACCUGCACCAGCCAAGACCAAAGUUUGUGCAGUGGAGCCUGUUGCACGAGCUUUGCCGACCAGAUCAGCCAACAGGCCUCCUGUUACAGCAGCGCCUGCGGUGAAAGACAAACCUAAGGGCAAAUCUGCAGAUGUAAGAACCACAAGGAGCAGAGCGUUUGUCAACCAUGUGGCCCCCUCUUCUGACAGAGAAGGGAACUGCAAAGCAGCUGUUGAGAACACUGUCAAGCCUGCUGUGCCCAAGGAGCCUGAGAUGCAGGAGCCAGAGAAUAAACCUCAUCCCCCCAGCCCGGCACCCUGUUCUGAGGAGGAAGAUAUGGUGGUGGACCAAACUCCGGCUGACUCCGUCCCUGCUGCGAAUCCUGUUGAAGCCCCAUCCUCUGCAUCUUCUUUUGCUCCAGCAGGUUUUGUAUUCCAGGCUCCCACUGGCUUGUCAUCCUUCAAGUUCGAUCCUCUCACUCCUCGCUCAGCAGACGCCUUCCUUACACCAAGCCCCAGCUUCACUCUUCCAGAGGUCCCUGCCCUCAACUUUGAGCCUAAGGAUGAGCUAAGCGAGCCUAAAUCUCCUCGCCGCUCUCCUCCUCGUACAUCUCCCACAAUGGCCCCUCCGACUCCAGGCAGCCCCCUGGAAUCAAAGCAUGACGUACCAUACUUCAGGUCGGAAAUUGCCAACGAGACAGACAGACUGACGGCGCUGUCUGUCCUCUGGGAGUCUAAAGUGGAGGAUGAGUCCAUCCCAGAAGAGAUGAGAGACAGUAUGCGCACAGCAGUCGGCCAAGCCAGGCUGUUGAUGAAGGAGCGCUUCAAACAGUUCAGCGGUCUGGUGGACGACUGUGAGCUGGGCCGAGGGGAGAAGAUCACCACCUGCACUGACCUGCAGGGCUUCUGGGACAUGGUGUAUUAUCAGGUAGAGGACGUCAACAAGAAGUUUGAUGCUCUCAAAGAGGCAGAGAGCCGAGGCUGGGUGGAGGAGCACAAGCCACCACCAACACGACAGCGGAAAGUAGUGAAGAAAGCACCUGCACCUGCUAAGCCAACAGGAACCAAAGCAGCAGCCAAGUCUCGCCUGGCUGCUGUGAAAGCAGCCAUGAAAGCCAAACAGCAGGCAGAGAAAGAGGCAAAGGAUGCUGGGAACGAUGAGGACAAACCCAGUCUGAACCCUCAGGAAGCACAACCCCAAGCAGAGCCCCAACAGGCCAAUGCGGUGGUCUUUGAUGGAGGUUUCUUUCAAGUGGAGAGCCCAGCCAAACCAUCAGGUUCAUUGAGGCGAUCCAGCCGUUUGAGCGCUGCCGUGCUGCCUCAGGCCUCUCCCUCCUCCAGCUACCUCUCACCAAGAAGAGUCACUCGGCGAUCCCUCGCACUGGCACAGACCCCCGUUCACACCAUCUCCUCUCCUGCUCAGCCCGUCCACACUCCCGCCCAGUCCCGUCUUACCCUCAGCCAAACCCCAGCACAAGCACCAAAGUCUCAGUGCGGCACCCCUCAGUCAUCCCACACCAGAAAGGACACUGCAAAUGUCUCCCUUUGUUUCUCACCUGUCAGAGAAGUGCUGCCAGAUGGCACCCAGCCUGAAGGAAGCCCUGCUCAGCAGCCAGAAACAGUCUCAACACAGGAAAACGCUGCUUCCGUUCCUGCAUUGAGCACACCCAUACUUGUACAUUCACUUCCGUCCAUUUCUGUGGUCGAGGAGCAAGAUGAACCUGCUGAAGGUGUCGAUGUUGACCUCCCUGUUUCUCCACGGCUUUCCCUCUCUCCAUGCAAAUCACCUCCAGCAGUCUCCCAGGCCCCAGAGCCCUCAGCAUCUCUGAGUUUCAUGUUGACACCCUGUGUGACUCCCUGCCAGCCUCCCACUGCCCCCUCUCCUGCUGUGCAAGCCCAACCAUCUGUGUGUUAUACUCCAGACAGCUCAGUUGUUGAGGAAAUUCCUGGGUUGGACUUUGAGCGUUACCUCCAGCCUUCACAGAGAUGCAGCUUGUCACCUCGGGCCACGGUUGCCGUAGAGCUGUCCCCCAUGGCAGCGGAUAUAGAAAUGGAGAGUCCCAGGAGUCAGUCAGAGUACCUGCUUACUCAGCAGGAACCAGCACAUCCAGAGGUGUCUUCAGUGUUCACUCUUCAGUCACCACAGGCCCAGACAGUCGAGUCUGACAUGCUUCUCUUCACCCCAGACCUGAAGGACCGGAUACGCCAGUCCGUCUGUCCAAGUGACCUUAUGGUCUUCACCCCUCCCCUCUAAUGUGUAGCAAAGAGUUCUGUCACCUGCUGUUAAAUCUUUUAUUUUGACAUACUGAUUACUCUUUUUACUGUCUUUGAAAAAAAAAAGGAUCUGAGUGAGUUUUAUUUUUACAUCACUAGAAGAUAGUUUUGUCUUAUAAUUAAAGUUCAGGCUACAACAAGAAAAUAUCGUUACUCUUCAUUUACAUCCAAACAGAAGUCAGCAGUUCACUCGAUGCUUUUAUUACUCACCAUAUUUAAAGGCUCUAUUCAUUUUGUUUGUUUUAAGAUUGUGGAAAGUUCAAAUACAGGAUAGUGUGCUUCAU
Molecule: messenger RNA, 3284 nt
Organism: Epinephelus fuscoguttatus (brown-marbled grouper)
Lineage: Eukaryota; Metazoa; Chordata; Actinopteri; Perciformes; Serranidae
Gene: dlgap5
Product: discs, large (Drosophila) homolog-associated protein 5
Exons: 19
Coding region: 146-2980 (944 amino acids)
Biological process (GO): mitotic spindle organization; signaling; kinetochore assembly
Cellular component (GO): spindle pole centrosome; cytoplasm; nucleus
Molecular function (GO): microtubule binding
Source: RefSeq, a predicted model, not a curated record